This is a messenger RNA of Chara braunii, 1745 nucleotides long. The record is from the annotation of a GenBank genome assembly. NCBI's taxonomy places the organism in Eukaryota, Viridiplantae, Streptophyta, Charophyceae, Charales, Characeae.
CGCUUAGUGGGGUCCUCUGUCCCAUCGUCUCUUAUAACAGGAAGUUUGAAGCCAGAGGUGAUUGGUCAAAAUGCCAGAGGAGAUGGCAGAUGGUGGGAGAAAGCUCGUGACUCUCGACGACCUUAUCGAUGCCCUGGAGAAGCGCGAGAGGGCGCCAAGUAAUGUCCCUAAGGUCGAGACAUUUCACUUCAAAGGGGAUCGGGUAUCUGAUUGGUUGGAUCUGACAGAGNUGGAGAAGCGCGAGAGGGCGCCAAGUAAUGUCCCUAAGGUCGAGACAUUUCACUUCAAAGGGGAUCGGGUAUCUGAUUGGUUGGAUCUGACAGAGCAGGCGCUGGUGGGACUGUCAGAUGGGGUCAAGCUCCAGCGGGYCCUGAGGUAUGUCUUGCACAGUCACCAUCGCGAAAUAACUAAGGUUGUGGACGCCGCCAGUGGCAGUUGGGCAAAGUUUGGAGACCUAAUGCGAAGUAAGUAUAGGCUGGGGGACGGUCUGUUGACCACGGCCGACUUGGAGGCCAUGAACAAGGAAGACUUCUCUACCAUUGGGGCGUUUGUGCACGAGUUCAAGAAAGGGGCGAGGAAAGUGCACGGGAUUUCUGAGGAGGCGCAGUGCGCCACAUUUUUGGGGCUGCUUUCAGGCUCGGAGGCCACAGAGCUAACGAAGUAUGGGGAAGGAAGCGAGAGGCUCAUCUGGGCAACCGUUGACAAGGGAGUGGAAAAAGGGAGCCUGGACCAGGUGGAGCAGCACCAAAUGAGGCUGCAAAGGCGCAAGAGGAAGGAGAGGGAUGCUACUGUAGCCGGGUUCCCAGGGGUGAAGAAAAUAGUUACGGAUGUGUUGGCGGCACUGGGGUAUGAUAGCGAAGCAGAACUACAGAAAAGAGUGGUGGCAGUGGCCCAAGGCCGGGCGUCAGGAGUAGGAGAUGAGGAGGCAGGGCGCAAAGACUACGGCGGAGGGGAGACGGACUCCCAAGCCCUGACUAAGGCCCAGAGGAAGCAGCGUAAUCUGCUACUGGGGGGACAGGGAUCAGGGAAAGGGCAGGCUUCCCAAGCCCUUGCUGCACCACCACCUGUCACCACGGCCGCCCCAUCGCCCGCGCCAGCCGGAGCAUCGCACAUGGGGCCGCCGCCAUCUUGUGGACACUGGGUGCCGCAUUGCCAAUCCACGCCCUGGCCCAGUUGUAGCCACUGCGUCUCGUGUGGAGGGAGUCAGGCCCACGCGGGGCACAUGGUCCCCUAUUCAGGCCCAUCCGCAAGUAUGGCCCCCCCGAGCUACCCGGCGAUUCAAAGCCAGCCCGUGACUCAAUCACCGCCCUCCCGCAGGCCUCGCAAGCUAGUGUGGCCGGGGGAGGAGGCCAAGGACCAGGCGGGCAUGACAAUGGGGGCCGGGGCCAAGGAGGUAGAGGAGGGGGCGGUCGGGGGCAAGGAGGAAAUGGUGGAGGCCGUGGAGGAGGUUGGAAUGGUCAAGGGGGUUAGAACCAAGGCGGCCAAGGCAGCCAGGGAGGGGGCCAAGGGUACGGGAGACCCCGCUUCGACUGGCGGAACGCAACUUGUUGGCAUUGUGGCGAGGUGGGCCACACCGUACGAUUCUGCCAACAGCGGCGGGACGACGAAAGGCAGGAUUAAUCUCCAACUGUAUGGACGGGGAUAUAUACGACCGGUGGGGAACGCAUAUUGAUCCCAAGACCUCGGGAGGAAUCAGGCAGGAAGCCCUUAGGCGGGCAGCGGCCGGGCCUCCAGCAGCCCCAACA